Messenger RNA from Notolabrus celidotus (New Zealand spotty), 1708 nucleotides. It is a transcript of the gene tpm2, whose product is annotated as tropomyosin 2 (beta). The transcript has 10 exons. Gene Ontology annotation, molecular function: actin filament binding. Gene Ontology annotation, biological process: muscle contraction; actin filament organization. Gene Ontology annotation, cellular component: actin filament. Lineage: Eukaryota; Metazoa; Chordata; Actinopteri; Labriformes; Labridae. The coding region runs from base 412 to 1266 and encodes 284 amino acids. The record is from RefSeq and is a predicted model, not a curated record.
AAACAUAAAUUGUGUUAAUCAAUGAGCUCAUGCAGGAGAAGGAUCUGUUUUAGAGCUGGGACUAACAGUAAUCUGGAUUAAUCUGCUGAUCGAUGAAUCCGUUGAUUGUAAAUCAAUGAGCCAGAUGAUAAAUGUGCAGGUCACUUCCACAUGGGGAUCCUUUACCUCUACAGGGUCCUGCAGGUGGAUCAGAUGAGGCACGUGGUCCGAGCAGACCUGAUUUAUUCCAGCGCGUCACGCGCGCUCUGCCCUCCGCGCUGCCUAAAUAUGGGAACGUCCUCGCGCAGAUUCACUGGGCUCGUGCAGCUGCUGCUCCAUCCUCCGUCCCGUCACACACCGAGCGGUGCUCCCCUCUCUGUCCGGACCAGCAGCCUCUUUCUCCCGCUGUGAGGAACCCAAACAACCGCCAACAUGGAGGCCAUCAAGAAGAAGAUGCAGAUGCUGAAGCUGGACAAGGAGAACGCGAUAGACCGAGCUGAGCAGGCCGAGGGGGACAAGAAGGGGGCCGAGGACAAGUGCAAACAGCUGGAGGAGGAGCUGCUGGGUCUUCAGAAGAAGCUGAAGGGUGUGGAGGAUGAGCUCGAUAAAUACUCAGAGUCUCUGAAGGACGCUCAGGAGAAGCUGGAGCAGGCUGAGAAGAAAGCUACAGAUGCUGAAGCUGAGGUGGCGUCUCUGAACAGGAGAAUCCAGCUGGUGGAGGAGGAGUUGGACCGAGCUCAGGAGAGACUGGCGACGGCGCUGCAGAAACUGGAGGAGGCAGAGAAAGCUGCAGACGAGAGCGAGAGAGGGAUGAAGGUGAUAGAGAACAGAGCGUCGAAAGACGAGGAAAAAAUGGAGAUCCAGGAGAUGCAGCUAAAGGAGGCCAAACACAUUGCAGAAGAGGCAGACCGUAAAUAUGAGGAGGUGGCUCGUAAGCUGGUGAUCCUGGAGGGGGAUCUGGAGCGUUCAGAGGAGCGAGCUGAGGUGGCUGAGGCUAAAUCUGGUGAUCUGGAGGAAGAGCUGAAAAAUGUAACCAACAACCUGAAGUCUCUGGAGGCUCAGGCUGAGAAGUACUCGCAGAAGGAGGAUAAAUACGAAGAGGAGAUCAGAGUUCUCACCGAAAAACUGAAAGAGGCUGAGACUCGUGCAGAGUUUGCAGAGAGAUCUGUGGCCAAACUGGAGAAGACCAUUGAUGAUCUGGAAGAGAAACUGGCUCAGGCCAAAGAGGAGAACUUGGACAUGCACCAGGUCCUGGACCAGACCCUGUUGGAGCUCAACAACAUGUAGAGAUCUGAUCCAUGACCUAAUCAAUAAUCUGACCAUUACCCUGAUCAAUACCCUGGUCAAUAAUCUGAUUAUUACCCUGAUCAAUACCCUGGUCAAUAAUCUGAUUAUUACCCUGAUCAAUACCCUGGUCAAUAAUCUGACCAUUACCCUGAUCAAUACCCUGGUCCAAAGUCUGACCAAAACCUAGCUAUACCUUGAUCAAUGAUCUUACCAACAGCCUGACCAAUGAUCUGACAAUUACCCUAAUCAAUACCCUGAACAAUUAGAUGAAAACAGCUGUUUGUAUAAAAACAAAGUUUGAGGAGUUAUUGAAUCUGUGGACCAAAAUAACUGUUCUGUGUCACUACACGCAGUUGAACAAUGAAGCACACAAGUUCUGAAACAAGAUCCUGUCCAAUAAACUGAUCAAUAAACUGUUCAAUAAACUGAUCAAUAAACUGUU